AUGAACCGGUACGGCGGCGAUUUUUCCCCCGCCAUAGCCAUGGCCGCCCGGAGGGUAGCGAGGACCGGGCUAAACGGGCUCUUCGCUGUGUACAAACCCCCCGGGGUGGCUUCGAUCAGGGUGCGGGACAUCGUGGAGACGCUGCUCCUGAAAGAACUGAACUCUCUGGAACAGCCAGCUGUGCAGCAGCAAGUACGCUUCCUGCCCACUACUGUAGAAGGAAAUGCUGGGAAAGAGCUGACCCUUGCUGUUACCCAGUUGCCUGUCCUGGCUGCCCACCCACUAGUUAGAGGACCAGAGCUCACUCACUUGAAAAUUGGAGCAGGUCACCGUCUGGAUACAAAGUCAUCUGGAGUGUUUGUGCUUGGAGUGGGCCAUGGGAACAAGCUGCUCACUGAUAUGUACAACGCCCAUCUUAUUAGGGCUUAUACUGUUCGUGGACUGUUUGGCAAAGCCACAGAUGACUUCUCAGACACAGGCAGGCUAAUAGAGAAGACCACAUUUGAUCAUGUCACAAGGGACAAGCUGGAGCGGAUUCUUGCUGUCAUUCAGGGAACCAAUCAUAAAGCUCUGCUGAUGUACUCUAACAUUGACCUGAAAACUCAAGAGGCCUAUGAGCUGGCUAUUGAAGGUUUAAUUCGCCCGAUGGAAAAAACCCCUCCAUUAAUCGCAGCAAUUCGAUGCCUCCAAUUUGCACCUCCAGAAUUCCAACUAGAAAUCCAGUGUUUGCAUGAGACCCAGCAGUACCUCCGAAAAAUAGUUCACGAGAUUGGUUUGGAGCUGAAAUCAACUGCUGUGUGCACCCAGGUCCGGCGGACACAGGAUGGCUUUUUCACUCUAGACAGCGCUCUCCUGCGAACGCAUUGGAACCUGCAGAAUAUCCUGAAUUCAAUUCAAGACUCUAAGAUCAAAGUGAAAGUGGAGCUUCAGAGAAGCUUGGGCCACCAAGCUAGGAGUGGUAAAAGACACACCGAUAUGGAUCAGGUUGCAGCGAGUGAAAUGCAGAGUACAGAGGGAAUGUCUGCAAGCGAUCUGACUCAUAAAAUGAGAUAACCACAUGUUGACUGAAAAGUGAAGAGUAACAGGAAGGGAAAAUGGUGGUUGCAAUCCACAACUAACCCUUCCUUAGGGAGGUCCUUGAUUUAGCAAGGCACUUCUCCAUUGAUAGGCAGAGUAAUUUUUGUAAGUAUUGCACAACACUGCAGCAAAACUGUUGGCAUCUGAGAUGAGCGUACAUUUCCUUGCAAAGCCAAAACUGCUACUGACUUCAGUGGGAACGUCAAGUUUGGUGAAGGAUGUAAGAGUGGGCCCUUAAAUUAGUUUAGAGGUGGGAAUACAACCACUGUGUUGCAGGCUUUACUUCUUUUAUUCUCUUUAUGCGCCUUGUGACAGAGUAUGACCUAAGUGGUUCUUUUCCCAAUUAACUAAUUUUUUUUAUUAUGACACUUUCUAUAGAUCAGCCCCAUUUUCAAAUACAUGAAAGGGUAAAGAUGUCUUGUUCAAACCAAGAAAGGGUUCUGCUUAGGGGAAACUGCAAAGUAAGCAACUAAGACUGAAGUGGUGAGGUAAUAAUAUUUCUCAUGCAGGGUAACUAAUAGCUGGAGCAGGUUAGUCAGAAAGCCAGUUGAAACAAGAAGAGGGAGAGGUAGGCUUAUUAUAGAGGACUGGAGUAGGAUGCAAAAACAAGAAGUUGGAAUGGGGUGAAUUUAAAAUCCUAGGUAAUAUAUUUUAUGGGGAAAGAUGCUGUUAUUAGAUACUCAAAUUUAAGUCAACAGGGCCAAAAGCCCCUGCAUUUUGUUUGCAUGCAAUCUAUAGUCAUCUGUGAUGUAUUUUUUCCUGCCCUUCAGCAAAAUUAUACAUUACCUUUAAAGAGAAACAGUAAAGAAGUACAGCUUUAGAAUUCACUGAUAUUCCAUUAGUGCUCAUUUAAAGCUACAAAUCAUUAUUUUACAUAAACGAUGACAGUUACAUUAGCAAUCAGCUAAUAUAUUUCUAAAAUGUGUAGGGUUCAAAGUGUGAUGCCAAGAUGUACUAAAGGAUUGCAAUCUAAGAUUUUGAAGGAGUGCCAAUCAUUAAUAUCUAGGUUAUGCUUUGCAGUGAGAACUCUCCUCUCAUGUGAGGGCUCAAAAUUAGGGGUAACACCCCUCAUUUUAGAAUCUAAAAAUAUUUUAAAUAUAAAAGUGAUGGUGCACUGUUUUAUCAUUAUAGUGAAGAUUACCUUCUCCCCCAUGCUUAAUUAGAAAUAUCUUGCAGA
This is a messenger RNA of Dermochelys coriacea (leatherback sea turtle), 2254 nucleotides long. It is a transcript of the gene TRUB2, whose product is annotated as TruB pseudouridine synthase family member 2. Gene Ontology annotation, molecular function: pseudouridine synthase activity; RNA binding. The record is from RefSeq and is a predicted model, not a curated record. Bases 1 to 1053 code for a protein of 350 amino acids. Gene Ontology annotation, biological process: pseudouridine synthesis; RNA processing. The transcript is spliced from 8 exons. NCBI's taxonomy places the organism in Eukaryota, Metazoa, Chordata, Testudines, Dermochelyidae.